AUGUCUUCAGGUUCCUCAUCGUCCCCGACAACCCGCUCGCGCACCCUCCUCUUCAUCUCCUACAGAGACUCUCGCGCCGGCUCUUCUCGCUUCCGCCGCUCGCGCGUCGUCACAAACUACGACGACACCCUCAAUGACGACGACGAGCAGGACCACCUCAUCCGCCACGACGCUCGACACGUAUCCAUAGACAUAGACUUGCCGCCCAAAUGGGUGGACGUGGCCGACCAAGUGGAGGAGAUUCUUGCCGGCACCCUGGCUAAAAUCACUGCCCUCGACAGACUCCAUGCGAAACAUGUCCUCCCCGGCUUCUCGGACCGAUCUGCAGAGGAGAGAGAGAUUGAGACCGCAACCACAGACAUCACCAAAGACUUCCGCCAGUGUCAUUCUCUCAUCCAACGCAUCGGUGCGACGCCCAGUCAUCCUUUCCCCCCUGCCCAUCCCGCCCACCAUGAGGACCUUGCCGCAAAGAACGUGCAACGCGGCCUCGCAGCCAAGGUGCAGGAACUCAGCACGACGUUUCGGAAGAAACAGCGUGUGUACAUGGAAAAACUGCAAGGCCAUGCGAUCAAGAACCAGGAUCUGCUCAUCGCUUCGGGGGCGAUCUCCUCGAGAGGCUCGGAAGGGCUGUCUGCUGUUGAUGAGGAUGUCGAGGCCGCUGCUGCCUCCCGCAACCAAGCAGCAAUGGCGCAAGACAUGAUGUCGGGCGACAUGGAUCUGCGGCGGCGUGACCAGGAAUUGACGAAGAUUGCCCAGUCAAUUGCAUCGCUGGCAGAACUAUUCAAAGACCUGUCGGUGAUGGUCAUCGACCAGGGCACGUUGCUCGAUAGCAUUGAGUACAACAUCGAGCAGACCGCAGUCGAGAUGGAAGACGCCGUGCGGGAGCUGGAUGUGGCCACGAGGUACCAGAAGAACACGGGGCGGAGGAAGUGUAUAUUCCUGUUGCUGCUGAUCAUCUUUGGUCUUAUCAUCGCGCUCAUCUUCAAGCCGCGACGACAUUCCUCAUCGGACCCAUCGCCGCCACCAUCAGGGUCGAUAUCGACCGUUACAGAGACAGUUGUGCCGAGUGCGGGAGCGGAGCUGGUUCGAGCGGCGGUGCGGCUGCGUUGGAAGCUUACGUUUUCCGUUCCAGUAAUGCCAUGGUCAGCCCGUGGAGGAUUGGUUUUCAAUCAUGCUCUGAGUGGUGCAGACAGCGCGUACAUGACCCAGCGCGGGGUGAACCAUGCAAACUCCUUGUUGAUGUUCUCGCUGUACUCGGACAACAGGUGA
Fibroporia radiculosa is the source of this 1269-nucleotide messenger RNA. RefSeq lists its product as uncharacterized. The transcript has 8 exons. Gene Ontology annotation, molecular function: SNARE binding; SNAP receptor activity. The coding region runs from base 1 to 1269 and encodes 422 amino acids. The record is from RefSeq and is a predicted model, not a curated record. Lineage: Eukaryota; Fungi; Basidiomycota; Agaricomycetes; Polyporales; Fibroporiaceae. Gene Ontology annotation, biological process: vesicle fusion; intracellular protein transport; vesicle-mediated transport. Gene Ontology annotation, cellular component: membrane; SNARE complex; endomembrane system.